Anopheles moucheti is the source of this 318-nucleotide messenger RNA. RefSeq lists its product as uncharacterized. The record is from RefSeq and is a predicted model, not a curated record. Lineage: Eukaryota; Metazoa; Arthropoda; Insecta; Diptera; Culicidae. Bases 1 to 318 code for a protein of 105 amino acids. The transcript is spliced from 2 exons.
AUGAAUAAAAUUACGGGCGCUUGUUUCGUGCUGUCGAUGGUGCUACUGCUGGUGCAUUACGCAUCUGCCGAGCAUAAGAAGCCGGACGAGAAACUCACGCGAAUUGAUAAUGUGGACGGGGACAUGAUGAAACCGCUGCAUGAUAUCCUAGGCGAGCUGGAUGGCUUGAGAAUCCGAAGAGCCGCUCAGGGUGGAAGUGGCGGACAGGGAGGUCAGAGUGGUGGUGGUGGUGAUGGUAAUGGAGGGCGCCGUGGACCUCCAAGUGGCGGCCAGGGACAGCGUGGCGGACAGGGUGGACAGGGCAGUGGUGAAAACUAA